GCGCAGGCGCAAAAGAGGAAAACAAGUGGGGGGAAAAAGGGGUUUUUUAAUCCGUUUUGUAGGCGUCUCGGCCGUAUAGCCUGCAUGUCCGCACUAUGCGAUCCGGCGGGGGUGGUGGGGCCUCCGGGGUCCGCCCCGAGCCCCAAACCGGCCGCCGCGCCUCCGUCGCUCAGUUCCCAAGAAUUGGCCCAGGAGAUCAAAGCUUUCCUCAGUGGCGUCGACCCCAUCCACGGGAACAAACUCACCAUCAAGGAACAUGCCCGAUGUGCCAUUUUACUGCUGCGCAACUUACCUCCCGCUCGCAGUGCUGUGUUGGAGCACCUCCGGAGUGUCUUUGAUGAAUACGUCUGCACCUACCUGUUGGAACUGGAGGCUGGCGACGGUGGGAUGGGUGGCCUCCGCUCCCAGGGUCCCAACUUGGACGACGUGGUGUCGGAGAUCCAAACCGUCUUGUCGGAGUUUGUCCGCAUGAAUCCCAAAGCUUGGGCCGCUCUCGUUUCCUCCUGGUCGAUCGACCUGAUGGGGCAGCUGAGUAGCAAAUACGCCGGGCGGCACGACGUACCCCACGCCAGCAGCCUCAACGAACUGCUGCAGUUAUGGAUGUCCUGCAAAGCCACUCGGGUCUUGAUGGAGAUUUACACCCAGUGCCUGUCCUCCAUGAUCAAUACCUGUCCAGACGCUUGCGUCGAUGCCCUCUUGGACACGUCGGUUCAGCACUCGCCUCAUUUCGAUUGGGUGGUGGCCCACAUCGGCUCCUCCUUCCCCAACACCAUCAUCAACCGGGUCCUGUCCUGCGGUUUGAAGGAUUUCUGCGUGCACGGGACAGCUUCGUCAGAUCUCCUCCUCUUUCCCAGCUCCACAGCAGCCGAUAAGCGGGUUCCCAAGAUCGCCUCGGUGGUCGGCAUCCUCGGCCACUUGGCCUCCCGCCACUCGGAAAGCAUCAAGCAGGAGUUACUAAGGAUGUUCCACAGGAGCCUGGGGCCCACCAGAGACCACCAGCAGAAGGCCACUGUCCCUUUCUUGCUACAGCUGGCAGUCAUGUCCCCCACGUUGUUGAGUACCAUCUCUGCAGAACUGGUGGACUCCCUCAAGCCCGGCGUCCUCAACCAGCUGCACCAGCACUUCGCAGUGCUGCCCCGAGAAGAGCUGGAGAACAUGGUCAGCAUUGUGGUGCACCUCAUCUGCCAGACGUCUGGAGGAGCCUACCGUACCUUGCAGUUCCUUGUCAACACGGCCAUGCCAGCUUCAGUCAUCACCACCCCAGGCCUGGCGGUCCACGACAGCGUGCGGGAGGCCUGCGACCGGGUGAUCCAGCUGUUGCUCCUCAAUUUGCAGAAGCUGGUUUACAACCGGGGUUCGGCCAGCUUGGUGGAGGUCCCUCCUCGCGCCGUGCCGUUCUUGGACGACCUGAAGAACCACAUGCAGGAGCUGUGCACGGAGACGCUGAAGCUGGAGAGGAAGAGGUUUCUCUGGCUGCACCAGCUGCUCGUCCUGCUCUCGGUCUACUCCACCCCCAGCUGUGCCAGCGAGGCCCUCUUCUACCUGCUGACCCUGGCCAAGAGCCAGGAGGAGCUCAGCCUCGCGACCCAACUCUAUGCCGUCCUCAGCUCUUGCAUGACCGAUCUGCUGCCCGCCCUGGUGAAGAAGUCCGUGCGCCAGCUCCAUGCUGGGUUUCUCUCCGAGCAGCACAUGGCCCAGCUCUUUCAGAACCUGGCCUUGAUCAUGCAGUGGGAAGGGGAGAGCCCGGCCUCCAUGGGCCACCAGCUGGGACAGGCCGUCUCCUUCCACAUCUACGACUUUGGGCAGCUGCUGCUGCACAGCAAUCCAGAGGUGGCCCAAGCGGCCGCCCUGCUGCUGUCGGUCUGUCCCAUGCCCAAGGCCAUUCGGCCGGCCCAUUUGCUGUUCCUCAUCCGUUCGUCCGUGCACCACUUCUUCUCGGUUUUGCGGGACAAGUCUCCGGCCGGCAUCAGCUACGAGCCGCUCCUUUGCGGGCUGAGCGGUGCGUCGCCCACAGCCAGCAAGGCCAUCCUGCAGUACCUGGUGGAGGGAGCCUUGCACCAGGGCAACGCGGAGCUUUUCGGGGGCACGGUGGAGCCCCCUGCCGCCAGGAACGACGUCACACUGGAGGCCACCAAGUUAUCCCUCCUGGACAUCAACCGGCGUUUCAUGGCGGCCGUGAACUUCUCCGGGAGCGUCUGGUCGGUGUUUCACGCGGGAGUGAUUGGCAAAGGCUUAAAACCGCCCCAGGCUUCCCAUCGGCAAGAACCCGAGGAGAUCUCCCAUAACGUCCAGAUUUUUUUGGGCCUCUUGCUGAGGUGCUGCGGGGCAGGACGCUCAGGACCCCCCGAGCUGCCCCGGGGCAACGCCAUCAACCCCGAAGCGGCCAAGAUGGUAGCUGUCGUGUUGGUGGAGACGGUCUGCCCGGAUGUAACCAACAGCGAGCUGGCUUGGCCUCCCGAGGAGCACACUCGCAACACCGUGGAACGGGACAUCCGAAUCGGACGCUCUUUCCGCGACAACCCUUUGCUAUUCGAGCUCUUGAAGUUGGUGGCUGUCGGGAGGCCGGCCUUGUGUUACUGUUCGGUGUUGCUCCGGGGUCUGAUGGCCACGCUGAUGGCUCAUUGGGAGGCCUCCCGGGAGAACGACACCAACAGCUCUCCCUGGCCUCUGCAGGCCUCUUGCGCGCUGGUGGCCUGCAUGGGGGAAGGCCACCUCCUGCCUCCCGUCUUGAGCAACAUGCACGAGAUCUUCGACCAGCUGGCCCCCUUUGAGGUCCACCUGCUCCUUCUCAGCGUCUGGGACUACAUGAGGGACAACAGCCCCUUGCCCCAAAAAUUCAGCUUCGAUGCCAGCACGGGGCUUUUCUUCCGGGAUUUUUCCCGUGACACCGACGCGGGCAAAUAUCUCUACGUCUUACACAGCGUCGUGCAUAAAAACAUCGACCGGCUGGGUCUGCUUUCAGGGCGGUUCCACCCUUAAGGGGCUCGGCUCAGAUGCGGUUUGGAGAGGACCUUUCGGUGCUGUGGAUUAGGGGGAGGCGGGGUUGGGGAAGAUGGGGGCUCUUUCGUGGAUUGGAAUUGUUUUGGAGAGAAGCUCACGAGAGGCUUUGGCGUCAAUUUGCUUCGAUGUGAAAGCGGAGGGAAGGGUCUUUGGGAAGGGGAGGAGGAUUUAUUUUUGGGGGGGGUCUUGCAUUUUAAUUGGUUCAACUUGCAAUUAAGGAAGGACUAACAAAGGGAAGGUUGGAAAUACGUGAAUGGGGAGAAUAUUCGCAUUUUGUUUUCUUGUCCUUCCUCUUUCUUCCUUUCUCCUCUUCCCUUAUCUUUUUCACCUCCUCCUCCUCCUCUUCUUCCUUCUUCUUCUUUUCCUCUUCUUCCUCCUCCCACUUCUUCUUCUUCUUCUUCUUCUUCUUCUUCUUCUUCUUCUUCUUCUUCUUCUUCUUCUUCUUCCUCCUCUCCUCCUCCUCCACUUUCUCCUCCUCUAUUCCUUUUUCUCCUUCUCCUCCUGACCUUCCUUCUCCUCUUCUUCUUUUUAUUCCUUACCUUUUUCCUAUCCUCCUUUCUUUCCUCCUCUUCCUCUUCCACUCAUCCCUCUACCUCCUGUCCUUCCUUCCCUUCCUUUUUUUCUCCUCCUCUCCACCUUCAUUCUCUUCUCUACUCUUUAAUGCACACACGAGUUUUUUAAUGAACACUCGCUCCCAAACAGACAACAGUUUUUUAACAAGUUUCUUUGCAAGAGUUUAUUGAUAGUCAGUAAAAUACAGCCACAUCAUCAUCCUGGGUAUUGAGUGACAAGUGGAGCUGGAGGGGCCUUGAGCAGAGAUUCUCCAUCUUCUUCCUUCGGUUGAUUCUGAGCACAAUCAAUAAAAUAAAAGCAGGAAGUCACAGCGCUUUGCAUUUCCUUCGUAAUCGGAACAAGGGGAAAAUAUCUCAUUCUCUUUCUCUGCCAGGCUCGGGAUGAACUUUUAAGUACAAAAAACCCCCUGAAACUGAUGAUUCAUGGAUUUGGGUGGAUUUUUUUAAAAAAAGGGUUAAAAACGGAAGGAAAAGGAAAAGGAUGUCAGUAGAAGGCAGGAAGUCAAAAUUUCGUGGUCUUUUUUUUUUUUCCUUCUGAUUUCCUAACUUUUUUCUUAUUUUUUUUUUAAAUACUUUUAUUGUGCUGUGAAAUUUUAAUAAAAAAAAAUAAUAUGAGCAAACCAAACAAAAGAUGGACAUUGCAAAAACCC
Molecule: messenger RNA, 4222 nt
Organism: Pantherophis guttatus
Lineage: Eukaryota; Metazoa; Chordata; Lepidosauria; Squamata; Colubridae
Gene: GANAB
Product: glucosidase II alpha subunit
Biological process (GO): snRNA 3'-end processing; N-glycan processing; carbohydrate metabolic process
Cellular component (GO): integrator complex; glucosidase II complex
Molecular function (GO): glucan 1,3-alpha-glucosidase activity; carbohydrate binding
Source: RefSeq, a predicted model, not a curated record